Molecule: messenger RNA, 1460 nt
Organism: Daldinia loculata
Lineage: Eukaryota; Fungi; Ascomycota; Sordariomycetes; Xylariales; Hypoxylaceae
Exons: 1
Coding region: 159-1121 (320 amino acids)
Biological process (GO): endonucleolytic cleavage to generate mature 5'-end of SSU-rRNA from (SSU-rRNA, 5.8S rRNA, LSU-rRNA); endonucleolytic cleavage in ITS1 to separate SSU-rRNA from 5.8S rRNA and LSU-rRNA from tricistronic rRNA transcript (SSU-rRNA, 5.8S rRNA, LSU-rRNA); endonucleolytic cleavage in 5'-ETS of tricistronic rRNA transcript (SSU-rRNA, 5.8S rRNA, LSU-rRNA)
Cellular component (GO): nucleolus
Molecular function (GO): RNA binding
Source: RefSeq, a predicted model, not a curated record
CAGAGAGCCUUAUCGAGAACUCUCCAUUUUAUUUUUAUUUUCUUUUCGAUUUAGUAACCAAACAUCAGCUAGUCGACCAUCCAAUUCUACCAAUUGCCCUUCCAAAACCAGAUUGUCAGGCUGUAUAUACUUGUCAAUAAAUAAUUUCACUAAGUAAGAUGCCUUCGGAGAAGAGGAAUAAAUUUCUAGACGCGGACGAGAGCGACGACGACAAUAGCCAGGGCUACAACUCCGAGGCGGAAGAAUUACAAAAAGGUGGUCGCAUUGCAAAGCGUCGCAAAUUAAGUGACGAUGCUGCUAGCGACGACGACAACGACGAAGUCAGCGCGGGAGAGGAGUCCGAGCAUGAAGAUACCAUAAAACGAGAUCAUUCGCAACGAGAAGCCUUAGAUGCGAAAACAGACGGAGACAAGUUAAAAUCCAAGCUAGACGCACUGCCAGAAUUACCAGAUGUUUCGCGCCCCUUGACCAAAAAGAACCUAGUAGCUACGGAAGCAGCCGUAAAGAAAUCCGGCCUCGUCUACCUCUCGCGCGUACCGCCCUUCAUGAAGCCCGCCAAGCUACGAUCGCUACUAGAGCCGUACGGCAAGAUCAACAGGAUAUUCCUCACGCCCGAGGACCCCCAAGAGCGCUCCCGACGGGUCCGGCAGGGCGGAAAUAAAAAGCACAUGUACACGGACGGCUGGGUAGAAUUCGUGCGCAAGGAAGACGCCAAGAAAGCCGUCGACCUCCUGAACGCUCGGACGAUAGGCGGCAAGAAGAACACCUACUACCGAGACGACAUCUGGAGCCUGCUCUACCUCAAGGGCUUCAAAUGGCACAACCUGACCGAGCAGAUCAACUCGGAGAUGGCGGAGCGGACAAGCAGGAUGAGAGCGGAAAUCAGCAAGUCGACCAAGGAGAACAAGGAGUUCGUGCGGAACAUCGAGAGAGCCAAGAUGCUGGAAGGAAUGCAGACCAAAGCGGCGGCAAAGCGGAGCAGGGAAGAGAAGGACAGCUCUGCUGCAGCAAGUAAAUCGGAGGAUAAGAGUAUGCGGAAGUUCAAGCAGGCUUCCGUGGCGACGAAGGCGGUAGACCUGGCUCCUGACGAGGCUAAACGAGUCCUGAGCAAACUUUUUUGAUUCUGAAAAUAAUGAUACCCGGCGUUUUGUAUAUCCCCGAGCUCGGAGUGAUAGGAUGCGUGUGUUGAUACGUAAUUUCAAUUGUACCUUGAUAAAUCCCCAUGGUAGGUAAGAGUCUCCCCGAGAAAUCAGAGCUAGGUACAGACGCAUAAAAACUAUGUGACAUCGAUGACAAGCUAAAUACGUGUAAAUAGAGAAUAGGAGGGCCGUUGUACGAGUAGCUACGACUAUUAUUUAUCGGAAUUAGGAUCUCGAACACUACGAAGUUGAAGGACUCCUAACACAUUCUGAGUAGGUCGAGCGUAGUAGAUAGACCUAACUCGGUUUAAUUUAUCAACA